AACACAUCUCCCAUUAUGAAGUGGGCCUGAAGGUGGGAGUGAAGACACCACUGCUAUUCAGACCCCCACCCUCAUCUUCCAGCAGUGAGGGGAGGACAUCAAAGUUCUCAUGGCACCAAGGAUUCAAGCAAUGGGGUAAUGGAGAUCCUGGGCAUUUAUUUCCUCACCAGAGAAAGCUACGUGAGGCCCCAGGAGUCACUACGGCCAUAGUGAUGUAGAAAGUUUCAGCAGCUGGAGUGUUGGUUCUCCUGUGCCUGUGUAAUGCCACCCUCCACACCCUCCUGCCUGCUGUGGUCCCAGACAGACAGCAGUUCUCACCUUCUAUCAAGAAACUGAUCUCCACCAACACAUCACAGCUCCCAAAAGCCAUCAGGAUUUGCCCUUAGCAGUGUCGUAAGCUUCCUUAUAAGGACAACUUUUAGCAGAACCUGUCCUAGAAACAAUUUUAUUCAAAGUGUUGAUGAGCUUGAGUCAAGAACUGCUGUAGCACGGACUUCACUGUCUGGGAUACUGUGACCUGCACAAUGUUUUACUCCUCCUGAAGGUGCAAAAGGGAAACUUGGCUGCUUCAUUUAAUAACCUGUUCCAAGAGUUCUAAGACAUAAGCAAAAUGAAGGAAAUGCCUGGAUGAGCAGCAUCUGUAUCUCCCCAGCAAGAGUUUGCUCUUGGAUGUCUGGCAGAGGAGAAGGAAGAGAGCGUUAUUUCUUCAAGAGAGAAAACUCUAGGAAACUAAAGAGAAGAGAGAAGAGAAUCUCAAAUGGUGACGGUUUUUUUCAACCUCAUCUACACCUCAAUUUUAAGACAUUUUAUAAUAUUUAAGAAUUAGCAGAGAGGUUACAAGAUAGAAAUUAGAAACUACCAAAGACUGUUCAUUUAAAAGUAUCUAUUGUCCAUGAAAUCCAGCUGAAAGGCUCUAUCAGUUACUAAAACAUCCCUGGAAGCCAACUGCUUUCAAAAAGACCUCUACCACUAGCCUAAGAUGGUGCCACUAGCAUAUUAUGAUCAACCCUUUGUGCCAUUAGCACACUCUUACCAACUGGCCACAACCAACUCAUUAACACCUCAAUGUACGGGUGAAAAACUAAAUCAACCCAAUGACCAAUCUGUGGUCAGAGUUCAAUCUCAUAAUGAUAACCCUGCAGCUCCUCCACUAAACUCCAACCAGAAGGUGCAGAGAUCCUCAAUAUUGCCCUCUGCCAAGUCUCAGGACACAAUUUCACCGGGCUUCUACAACAGGGUUUUAAAAUCACCAUUGCCCCACUCCGAACGUCAGGCCACACCUUCAUUAAACCUCCCCUGGAGAACUUCAUUGCGGCCUAAUCAGAGAACCCUGAACUCACCUUUUUUUCAUCCCAAACCUCAGACGACAUCUUCGCUUGACCUUAAGAAGACAUCGACAUCACUGGAGCCCAGUCAAACAGCCUUGAGAUCACAAUUACCCUUCCCCAAAACUUGGAAAACAUCUUCCCCAGACCUUUGCUGGACGUCACCUUCACUGAAGUCUAAUCAAAGAGUCUCCAGUUCAUCAUUAUCCCCCUUCAAAUAUCAAGAAACACCUUCCCUAGACAACCUGUGGACAUCACCUUCUUUGGGACCCAAUCAAAGAGCCCUUAACUCAACAUUACCUCACACUAAGACUGAGAAAACAUUUCCAUUGAACAGUCUUUGGACAUCUUUAUUAGAGCACAACCAAAGAUCUUUGAGCUCACCAUCACUGAACUCGAUACCUCAAACAAACGAUGUGCUUCACUCAUCACCUUCAAUGGAGCCCAGUCAAAUGGCUCUGAGCUCACAGUUACCUGACUCCAGACCUCGGACAAUACCUAUAUUGAGCUCUAAUUCCAGUAUUCUGAGCUUAUCAUUGUCUAAUUCAAAAUCGAAGCUGUCACCUUUACCACAUUCUGUCCACCAGACUCAGAGUUUGCCACUGUUCCGGCCCAAACCUCAGACGAUGCUUACACUUGAUCGUGACGUCAGGACUCUGAGCUCACCAAUUUGUCACUCCAAGUUUCAGAACACCAUUUCACCAAAUGACAAAUACAGAGCCACAGGUUUAUCUUCUCCUUAUCCCAAACUGAACGUCUCAGGUCGAUCCUUAUCAAGCUCCACACACCGCAUCAGGAACAAAGCUGCUUCAACACUGGGCUCCAGACUCCUGAGUAAGAGCAGUUUUGAUUUUCGUGCAAAGACAGAACCAAAUAAAGAAAUUCCAUGGACUUUAGAUUAUAUUUAUCCCUGCAUUGUUAAAGGUGGAACUAUCCCUGAUGAUGUUCUCAAUAAAAUUGUCAAUUCUCUCUCCAAGAACAGGAUCCAGAGGGAUCUCUCUAGGCAGAUUCUCUUUCGAAGGAUGAGGGGAAGGCCCAAUCCUCAUCCUGGUCCCCGCCUGUCAUCAAGCUAUGUGGUUUGUUUAGCUUGUGCUUCCUGCAUAAAAUCUCAGUGUAACCAUCUUACAGGAAGGAAAGAUCCUCGUAGUGCAACACUGUUUGUCAUACCAACACCUGAGCCUAGUUCUGAGGGGAAAAUAAAGGUGAAGUUAGUUCUUAUCCUUUGCCUACCACAGACUUCUUUCUCAUCUUGUCUCCCAUGCCCUGUGAAAGAAAAUCAGCCAGAAGAAAGCUCUGAAGACAACUUUGAAGAAGUGGAGAAGAUAUCACAAUUUUCCCCUCCAUCUGAACCUGAUAUUACCCAGGGGUUAAAUAUGAAGACAACACGGCUGACAGUAGCCCGUGAAAACAAAGUUGUAAGCCAACAGCCCCAAGCUGUUGACUGGCUGCUUUAUGUUAAGAAAAGUAGCAAUUCUCUGCCAAAGCCCCUGCUCUCAGCCUCUUCCUCCUCCACAUCCUCCUCCUCAUCCUCCUCUUGUUCAUCUUCUUUUUCCUCCUCUUCCACUUCACCUCAUCCUUCCAAAGAGUCUACCACAUCUACCCUCUCAGGUUGUGUGUUCACUAAGGUACUUGGUGAUCACAAGUUGCCUCCAGGGGUUUCCUGGCUUGAGUUUAUAUGUAGUAAAAAUCACCAGCCACUUCCUGGAAAACCACAUCCAAGUCAAUCACCACCUCCCCAAAUAAGGCCUGUGAGGAGUAGCACCCCAGGAAAAGGGCCAAAGGGGUCAAAGAUACUGUUCAAACUUUUCCAGACAAAGUCUCAAAAUGAGAAAAGUCUUGAUUAAAUUAACUUUUUUUAAAAAGAGAUUAACCUCUUAGUUCUUUGAAACUAGAGUUUGAUUUCCUGUUAUACUUAUUAUAAUUCUUAGUAAUAAUUGUGUGACUCUAUUUUAGCUGAUGAAGCACCUAGUUAAGGGGAACUAUUACUCCUAAGUCUAUUUUCUAGAUAAAUAAUAGACCACGAUCUCCUAGGAGCCAAAACUGACUCCUAUGUUUUUAACCAAAAGCCUGGCUUAUAGUAGCCACUAUAUAAUCAUUAUUAGAUAAAUUAAUCGUAACCGACCAUAGACCAGAAAUACUUCAUCUGUCUUGCCCUGAACAGUAUCUAGCUCAUUGUUAUUCUCUUUCCUCAUAAGACAUGAUAAUGACAGUAUCCUUAAGCCAAUUUAUGCUAAUCUAUUUCCCUAUCUCCAAAGAAAAUUCAGAUCAUGUUCAACAGGUAGGAAUAGAUAGAGAGAGGAUUCUCUUCAGUUAUGUGUUCCUAGGGAAAAUUCUUCUGUGCUAAGAUCUCACACUCUGAAGUACAAUGAUUUAUUCAACCUUAGUUAACAAAUCUCAGGACAGAAUAACUAACUGGUACAGAUAACCCUACCACAUGCUGACUGUGACAAUAGUUAAAUUAUGGUCUCUAAAGUCACCUGUUCAUUACUUCUAUCUGUACAGCCAAAAUGGGUUAAUAAAAAUGUUU
Equus caballus (horse) is the source of this 3852-nucleotide messenger RNA. Lineage: Eukaryota; Metazoa; Chordata; Mammalia; Perissodactyla; Equidae. The record is from RefSeq and is a predicted model, not a curated record.